Molecule: messenger RNA, 2958 nt
Organism: Postia placenta MAD-698-R-SB12
Lineage: Eukaryota; Fungi; Basidiomycota; Agaricomycetes; Polyporales; Adustoporiaceae
Exons: 4
Coding region: 1-2958 (985 amino acids)
Source: RefSeq, a predicted model, not a curated record
AUGCCCGCCGCCAGCCUCCUGUUGUUCGCCGCAUCAGCAUCGCAUAUACAAUCUUGGCCCAGAAAUAUGCCCAGGAAAAUGCAGAAGAUAUUCAGCAAGGUCGCCGCGCGGAUCAAGCGGGAGUGCAAGGCAUGCGAGGGCUGCAGGCACAGGGACAGCAAGUCGAAACACUGCGAGGCACCACAUGUGGACAAGAACGCCAUCGGCACCCCAAAACCGCUCGCGGCUCGUAAGGACACGGACACCGCAGACAUCUCGCGCAAGUCAGGUAUUUCCGUCCUAGUCGCUGUCAAAAAUGCGAAUGGGGCGAUCGGCGACAUCAAUGCAAAGACGGCACCGGCAGUUAGGGAGGCUCCUAUGCAGCGCAUUCCUAAGAGCUCUGUGCGCAGCACAGCGGCUAACCAACAGGAGUCCAAGCCCGUUGUCCAUUCUGUCGCUGUGACGGGAGUGUCGCUUCGUACCAAGACUGCUCUCGCAAGAGCUCGCCCUGCCCAUGGUGCACGCUCCGUCUCCAAGCCCGUCAAGAGCAAGAAUGGCUCCAUUGUCGCGGGCAACCCUCGCUUGUUAGAGCCCAAGUCAGACAGUCACCUCCGGGCGAACACCGCCAGUGGGUCGUCGAAGCAUCGUGUCGGAAAUAGCAAGGAAGAGCUCUCGAACAACGAUCGGACAGGCGUGAUUGAAUGUAAGAACGUGGCCGCCUCAGCUCCUCGCCCGCUGCUCCUCACGAAAGGCUCGUCUAUCCCCGUUCUUGCUCGGGCAAGAAAGAGCGGACAACCUCGCGGCAUCCCGGGCCUAGUUCAGCCUGUUGAUGAAGCUCAAGCAUCUGUCGCGCCCGCAGAGGUCACCGCGCCGGACGAGGCAAAGCUUUUUUCAAUGCGGGUGGUCGACGUCGAGGUGCAAGCUACAGGGGAUGGUAAGCCCUUGGUCGCAGCAGAUGCAGUCGUCAAGAAGACAGGCAAGGCGACCACAGCUUGCGCGCUGGUUGCGGUCAAGGAAUCACAGCUCGCAGUCAAGCAGCGCGAGGGUCACGCACAAAAUAUCAUCAAGACGCAGCGUAUCGCGUGUGCAAAAUCGGCCAUAGACAUUACUGUCAAGCGUCCUCGGCUCGAAGUACACACGCAAAGAGAUAACAAAACCAAAAUUAAAGGGAGAAGGGGAGUCGAGGAACACCUUUGUGGUCCACAGUUUAGUAACAAUGAAGAGGAUGCAACUGCAAACGCGCUCAACUUGAGCUCCGACAGCACACCGGAUGAGAGUGCAUUUGUAACGAGCGAGCGUGGCGGCUCACGUUCCGCUGCACCGUCGGAGGACCUCACGCUCGUUGGCCCCGAACUGUCUCUCGCAAUUGCGAUACACUCCGGUACGAAGACUGCCUUUCCGCGUGCGCCAAGCACCUCCGAGUGUGUGCGCAAAAUCGUCGGCCUUAUUCUAUCCUUGUCUGUCAUCAAGAGAACGGCGCCAGAGCCAAUUCAGAUCGCUAAGCCUUCUAAGCCUCACUUUGUCUUCCCCGCCCUCCCAGUCAAUGCGGAUGGUGUUCCCAUUCUUACGGCGCGCAUCCGCGAGGACAUCGCGAAGAUCGUGCAGAUGGAGACGGACAUCAUCGAAAAGCGUCGUGCUGCGUUGAACCAACUCGAGCACUUCUUGAUACAGCGCGAGAAGAUUGGAGGAAGCGGCACCGACGAGUGGCAGGACCAGGAAGUCGGGGAGAUCAACUCCCCGCGUUUAUCUGGUUGUGAGCAGUUCUGGUCUAACAACCUGGACGCCGAGGAGCCUUGGCACACGUACAUUGGCAACAUUCUCUCGACGAUUCGCCAAAUUCCUACUCCCGCUGCCGAUCCCGUCAUGGUUCCAGCGUCAGCUUCCGUUCCUGCCCUUACCUCUGUUAAGCUUGUGUCUGUCCAAAAGGAUACGGUACAACCUGCCCGGACGGAGGGUCUGGUCAUCAGCGAGCCAGCGGUGAACUCUGCCCUGGUCGAUGAGCUGGCUUCAGUGGAUAAUGACGAGGACGGCGACGACAUGCACAAGCUGCUCUGCAACCUGAGCAAAGAGGCACAACAGAAGGCAUUGACGCUGCAGAAAAAACUGAAGACAAUGCGCGAGGAAGAGCGCAGCGGCCGGCAGGUUGAGCGCAAGGACGGUGGUGAGGGUAUCGCACGUCAGCGCCUCCUGCCUUAUAAGAAGGUCGGAGGGGACGAUGCGCCUAGCGUCCACAACGCAGUGCAACACAUACAGCUCCACCAAUACGGAGCUCCCGCUGCCGAUCCUUCCAAUGUUGCACCAGGAUUGACUAUGUGCGGGUCUGCCAGUAGGGGUAAGGUCAGACAACUAGCGGUGGAAGCGGAGGUGAGGCCAUUGCAGCCUUCCGCUGUGGAUAAGAAGCGUGCGGUGUAUGAGGCCUGGCUCACAAAGCGUGCAUACGAGAAGCUCAUCAAGGUGGACAAGCAACAGGCCUCUUCGAUGCCGCGCAAACCCGAACAGAGGACCUUGGCGAUUCCAGGGGCUUCCCAUAUUGCCGAGCGACUUUCCUCUUCAGAGCGCGAGCCUAUACAGGUUCCGUCCAUGCCGGGUACGAAGGCGACGAGCGCAGCUUGGACAAUAAGCAACACGCCGACGCCUAGUGUACCUCCAACGCCUGUCAAGCAAACAAUUCAGAUUACCCCAAUAAGUACUGCAACGCCCAGCGCGCCGAAUGCCAACAGCGCGACUCCGGGCAAGGUGGUCGCGAGUCCGACGAAGCCACCCGUCCAUAAGCCAUGGGGUCCGUGUGUUGACCGAGCUCGCGCUGCGAUGACAGCCAAAGAGAGCCUGCAAGCGGACGUGUCUGGAAAGCAGGAAGCUCGUAAGAAAGCCCCUGACGCUGAUUCUUUCGCAACGCGAGGCCUACAGUUCCGAGCACCGUUGCGUCCAAUCACAAACAUCCUUGGAGCAUCUGCGAACGAUCAACGUCUCUUCUCUUGA